UCACUGAUGAAGGAGGAGGAGGAGUGAGGCAGCAGGGAUACGGUAACCUGCAGGACUCACAUGGUCCCUCCGCUGCGGAGCUCACAACCACUGGGACCCUCUCCACCUUUCACGCUUAACUACGUUCUAAAAAGAGUUAUUUACCCUCCUGCGCUUUUGUUUUUACAGCUUUUUUCUCGUCCUAAACUGUUAUCUUGCGUCCUCCCCGCCGCAGCCCAGAGUGUCGGGCCGGUAAAGCAGCGACAUGGCUCGGGAGAACGGAGUCACCGGCAGCGGGGAGACGUGGAAAAAACAGGUCGACGACAUCAAGAAGAUUUUUGAUUUUAAAGAACUCCUCGGAACAGGGGCAUUUUCAGAGGUGGUCCUAGCCCAGGAGAAGCUGACCAGCCGGAUGUUUGCAGUGAAAUGUAUCCCUAAGAAGGCUUUGAAGGGGAAGGAGAGCAGCAUUGAGAACGAGAUCGCUGUGCUGAGGAAGAUCAAGCAUGAAAACAUUGUGGCACUGGAGGACAUCUAUGAGAGUCCAGACCACCUGUACCUGGUGAUGCAGCUGGUUUCUGGCGGGGAGCUGUUUGACCGAAUAGUGGAAAAAGGAUUUUACACGGAAAAGGAUGCAAGCACGUUGAUCCGGCAGGUCCUGGAUGCUGUCAACUACCUGCACAAGAUGGGGAUUGUGCAUCGAGACUUGAAGCCUGAGAACUUGUUGUAUUUUAAUCCUCAAGACGAAUCCAAGAUCAUGAUCAGCGACUUUGGUCUGUCCAAGAUGGAGGGCAGCGGCGAUGUCAUGUCCACAGCAUGUGGCACGCCGGGAUAUGUGGCUCCGGAGGUUCUCGCCCAGAAGCCAUACAGCAAAGCUGUGGACUGCUGGUCCAUUGGAGUGAUCGCCUACAUCCUGCUGUGUGGUUAUCCUCCAUUCUACGAUGAAAAUGACUCAAAGCUGUUCGAGCAGAUCCUUAAGGCCGACUACGAGUUUGACGCUCCGUACUGGGAUGACAUAUCGGAUUCAGCCAAGGAUUUUAUCAGCUGUCUGAUGGAAAAAGAUCCGGCCAAGAGAUUCACCUGUGACCAGGCUCUGAGACAUCCCUGGAUUGCUGGCGAUACAGCUCUCUGCAAGAACAUACACGAGUCAGUCAGCCGGCAGAUCCGGAAGAACUUUGCCAAGAGCAAAUGGAGGCAAGCCUUCAAUGCCACCGCUGUGGUGCGGCACAUGAGGCGGCUGCAGCUUAGCAGCAGUAUUGGCAGCAGCAUGGAUGCCUCUAACCCAAGGUCGACUCAGGCGCAGAGGAUGGUCCAAAACCAGAGCCAGACGGGCCAAAACCACACAGCUCCAAGCCAAACCAGCAGCCAGGGGGCGCAAAGCCAGAGCAGCAAAAACCCUGUGGAAAACAACAUUUCUGCUCCCCACAAAGAAUGUGUCCCGGCACCCGUCACUCCCUGCAGUCUGGCUUCCACAGCAUCGUCUCCUGCCGCUGGAACAGAACUGAACCGGCCCCACCCUUCAGCGGUGCCCGCCCCUAUGAUGACUGAGACCAAGUGACGCCAGGUCACGCGGGGCACCAGCUGGGAGGCCACGGCGCUAUGAGAACCGCCCGAGAGGAGCAUGAGGAUGGUAUUCCUCUUUACCCCUCCCCCUCUCUCACCCCUCUACUGGUACCCUGCCUUGCUCCAAGGAGAGCAGAGGACUUCACCCCACCGCCCCACUUCAGAGGACAGCGUGUAGGACGAUCUGCCUGUGGUUCUGCUGCAAACGAUGGCAUCUUAUUAUUCAGCAUCGGUCAACUUUCCUCCUGAAUCCGGUCUUUCCUGCAACACUUUAUUCAGAGUUUUCCCUCUUAGUUUUGACUGUUGACAACUAGUUUUUUUUUUAUUGUUUUAUUUGAAAAGCGGAAUGUGUAGAAGACAUCCCCGCUUUAUUAUAGCUACUGUAAAUAAGCCAUAGCCAAGAGAGCGGCGUCAGUUCAUCGCAGUUGGCUUCUUGUUCCGCUGUUAACAUUUCUCCAAAUUUGGGCCCAUCUCCCAUAAUUCCUUUGGGUCACUUUGUCAUCCUUCUGAGUGUUGAUGACUAUCAACUCUCCUCUGUGUAACGACUACACUUGUUUACACAAAUUCUAACUAAAUUAACCAUAAAUUUGCAUCACUUUAUUUUUACAGAACAUCUUUAUCACCUGUGUCUGUGUUCGUCCGUUCGUGCUUAAAGAAGUGCUUUAAAAGUACCAUAUGACUGUUGAUGUGUGGAAACAUGAGUCAGCGCUUUAUCUUUUUUGCACAGAGGUUCAGAUGUGUGGUCUAAGACUAACGAGCUGCCAUGUGUUUAUCAGAAAGAGAGCAGAUUGUAAACCUAUACAAACUAUGGAUGUCAGAGCAUUGGAAAGCCUGUUAAAUGUAUACAAAAAUAUCUUUAUUUUCUUACUUUUUAAAACUUUUGUAACAAUCUCCCUUUAAGGGAUGCUCCUACAGGUUACUAUGAAACAUUCAGCAUGUGGAUGAGGCCAGUAUCUGGGCUGUAAAUGGUGGUGACAAAUUUCAAACGACAUUCUCAAAAGAAUCUCCAAGAAAUCCUUAAAUCGUAAGAGUUUCUUAUGUUGUUGUUUGAAUUAAAAGUUUGGGUGACAAAUUUACUCUUACAAUAGUCAGGUGUAAUGGGCAUCUUUAACCUUCCUAGACAGCUUUUAUUUUGUUUGAGAGGCAAAAAGUGGAGAAAAUGUUAAACAAAAUGAAUUUCACUCAAACCGAGACAGUUUGACUGAACAAAUAAAAUGGUUAGCAUCACUUCAGCAGUUUCUCUACAGUUAUGCGUUCUGUGAUCCAGACAGAUGUAUAAAACCUCUCACAAGGGUGUCGUACUGAUUCAGUGGGAAAGGGUUUCAACUGAUAAUUUUCACCAUUUAUAACGAUUUUGUCUCCAACCAGCCAUCAGCAUGGAGAUACUGGCCUAAGAACAGAUGCGUGACUGUGUUUACUGGGAAGCGACUUCCAGACAACAACAGUAGUCUGGCUUCCUUCACACUGGAUUAAGAUCUUGUCAUCUAUGAGAAAGUGGCUGGAUUGUAGCGAUUUUGGAGAUUGAGAAUGCACCCGAGACGUCACUAUGAUCGACGUACAAGACGAUAUGUUUUUUUUUCCUCCUACUUUUUUUACAAUUCCACAACUAAAUAUGCCCCCAUAUUAGCAUCGGGCAUCUGUCUGAUCAGAUACCCAACAGAGUGGUGCCUGUAACAAGUUCCAGCCACAUGGAUCUAUUUAAAAUAGAAACAAGUACAUUUGCUUAUAUUCUGUAUUGGCAAGUACUCAAAUAUGAUCUACCAGUCCAAUGUUGAGGAUCAAUUGAAAAUGUUAUUGAUUUUCGUGGAAACAUUUGAAAUGAGUCUGAUUAGAAUUUAAAGCAAGUAUACAUGACACACGUGGACACGGUCAGAGGUGGAAAUUGCAGCUACAAUGGCAAAUUUGCAAAACCAAUUGGCUUAAAACAUUGUUUUCAUGCCUCAUAAAAGUUCUAAUAUUUAGCUGUUAAUAUAUUGUGGAGAUUAAAAAACACGAAAAAAAAGAUUAAAGUGGUUUUCUCGCAUUUUUCUAAAAACCUCCACCAUUAAUGUUUCAUACCAAAGUCAACCAUCUGGUUGUUGGUCUCACCGAGCUGCCGCACUUCCCUGGGUCCUCCAUUUAUUAGGUACUUGCAUAUUUAGCAACAGAACACUCAAUAUCAGAAAAGGAGAAACAGCUGGCUGCUACCACUUUAACUAGUCCCAAAAAGG
This is a messenger RNA of Nothobranchius furzeri (turquoise killifish), 3749 nucleotides long. RefSeq names its product calcium/calmodulin-dependent protein kinase 1Da (gene camk1da). Gene Ontology annotation, biological process: peptidyl-serine phosphorylation. Lineage: Eukaryota; Metazoa; Chordata; Actinopteri; Cyprinodontiformes; Nothobranchiidae. The record is from RefSeq and is a predicted model, not a curated record. Gene Ontology annotation, molecular function: calcium/calmodulin-dependent protein kinase activity; ATP binding; calmodulin binding. Gene Ontology annotation, cellular component: cytoplasm; intracellular anatomical structure.